Molecule: messenger RNA, 5600 nt
Organism: Rhododendron vialii
Lineage: Eukaryota; Viridiplantae; Streptophyta; Magnoliopsida; Ericales; Ericaceae
Exons: 20
Coding region: 188-5305 (1705 amino acids)
Molecular function (GO): ATP binding; ATP-dependent chromatin remodeler activity
Source: RefSeq, a predicted model, not a curated record
CACUGUAUAUGUAGAGGUGUUUUAGAUUUUGAAGCUCCUCGGCCGACGUGAAGGAAUCCACACCGGGUCGUUUCAAACUCUUCCCCCUCCCUUGGUAACUUGCACACCCCUGAUUCGCGUCUCACAUUCAACUCUCAAGCGCCCAUGCCACCUUCUCCAACCUAAACCCCCAUCAACAACGCCAGUGAUGGGUCGAAGAAAGCAACUCCGGCCGCAUAGGUCAGGGGGGAUAGUGGAAAAAUGCGAGAGCGAUGGGCGCAUUUUGGACGAGCGAAAUGCUUCCGAAGACUCACAAAAGGACGAGGCAGUUGAUGUUGACGCUCCGUUGUUCGUUGAAGUUGAUAGAAGUAGCUGGGGUUCAAACGAACACUUUGAUAUUUCGGAAGUUCUUUUGAAGGAUUUGAAUUUAAGCGGAGAUUUUUCCGGUUACAAAUUGAAUGAGAGUUUUUACCAAGAUUCAAAGUAUUCUUUGAGGUUUAGAUUGUGCAAUGUUGGUGAGUUUGUUGUUCGUAUGGGGUUUGGCCAUCUGCCUGUAUUGCCAGCUAGUUAUAUACGCUUGGAAUUCAUAGAAAGGCGUACGUGUGAGGACACAGUGAUGGAUGCUGUGAUAGUGUCAGGGAGUUUUGAUGGACCGGAUGAAGGUGUUUCCAGUCUUGUUCACUUACUUGGUCAAAAGUUUGUGGCGUUGAGGCCAGUUGUAGGGUUUACAUUUUCGGAGGAAAUGGCAUCUCUACCGGUGAGAGUGGAGAUACUUAAGAGUGCAUUUGAUGCCUGUGAUUCUCUUGUGGACACUGCAAGGCAGCCUUGGAAGAAAAGUAUGAGGAGUGUCAUGGCUUGGCUGCGCCCCGAAGUUAUGACUUCAGAGGCUAGAUAUGGAUCUAGUGAGUCAACGGAACGGGAGCUCAGUUCAGGUAAUGCGAUGAACAACGAUUCAACAAUCCCCAGGGAAAGGGCCAGGUUUGAUGCUGCUGGAUUUUAUGAAGCCAUCAAGCCAUCAAAGGUGGACCCCAUGUUGGAAGAUAGCACACCUGACUUGCUUCCGGAGCUUAGACCAUAUCAACGCAGAGCAGCUUACUGGAUGGUACAACGAGAAAAGGGAGAUUCUGCCUGUUCAAAUGAAACUGGAAGAAGUCAGUUCUUGUCUCCUCUAUGUAUUCCAGUGAAUUUUAUUGAUACAAGUUCAACAAUGUUCUACAAUCCACUGAGUGGAAAUGUUUCAUUGCAUCCGGAAUGCCCUUCAUCAUAUGUCUUUGGUGGUAUUCUUGCUGAUGAGAUGGGAUUGGGGAAAACAAUUGAGCUCCUUGCUUGCAUCUUUGCUCAUCGGAAGUCAACAUCUGAAUGUGGCAAUAUUGAUAAUGUGAUGGAAAUUACUGAGGACCAGAAAUUUAUCCUGAAAAGGUUGAAAAGAGAGCGUAUUGAGUGCAUAUGUGGAGCUGUGAGCGAAAGCUCUAGAUAUGAAGGCUUAUGGGUGCAAUGUGAUAUCUGUGAUGCUUGGCAACAUGGAGAUUGUGUGGGUUAUUCAACUCGAGGAAAAAUUCCCAAAUCCAGAGAAGACUCCAAAGGACAAGGAUGUAAAGAUAAACAGACCGAGAACUAUCGAAAGCGCAUGAGAAGGAAAAAUGGUUUCAAAUCAGUUGAGAUGGAAGGGGAUCAUAUCUGUCAGCUGUGCUUGGAACUUAUUCAAGCCACUGAUGCUCCGGUUGCUACUGGUGCAACUCUUAUAGUAUGUCCGUCUCCUAUUUUGCCCCAAUGGCAUGCUGAAAUUACUCGUCAUACAAAUCCAGGAUCCUUGAAAACUUGUGUUUAUGAAGGUGUUCGAAACACUUCGCUUACAUAUACAUCACGGAUAGACAUUACUGAACUUCUCGGUGCUGACAUCGUUUUAACAACAUAUGAUGUGCUUAAAGAGGACUUAUCACAUGACGCUGAUAGGCAUGAAGGAGACCGUCGCAUGAUGAGAUUUCAGAAGAGAUACCCUGUUAUCCCAACUCCCCUCACUAAAAUAUUCUGGUGGAGAAUUUGUCUGGAUGAGGCUCAAAUGGUAGAAAGCAAUGCUUCCUCUGCGACAGAAAUGGCACUGCGGCUUCAUGCUAAGUACCGGUGGUGUAUUACAGGGACUCCUAUACAACGCAAGCUUGACGACUUAUAUGGGCUCUUGAGGUUUCUUAAAUCAAGUCCAUUCAAUGUUCUUAGGUGGUGGAUUGAAGCUAUACGAGAUCCAUACGAGAGAGGAGACAUUGGAGCUAGGAGAUUCACGCACAAUUUCUUUAAGCAAAUAAUGUGGCGUUCUUCAAAAGUACACAUUGCUGAAGAGCUACGGCUUCCUCCCCAGGAUGAGUGUCUCACUUGGCUCUCUUUCUCACCGAUUGAAGAGCACUUUUACAAGAGGCAGCAUGAAACUUGCGUGGACCAUGCUCGUGAAGUAAUUGAGAGUUUCAGAGACGACAUUCUCAAACGAAAAAUCACAGGUUCCGUGCCAUCUGAUGCUGCAUCUGAUCCUUUUCUCACCCAUGUGGAGGCUGCAAAACUGUUAAACACACUCUUGAAGCUUCGGCAGGCCUGCUGCCAUCCUCAAGUGGGAAGUUCAGGGCUGCCUUCUUUGCAACAGUCUCCCAUGACCAUGGAGGAGAUAUUAUCUGUUCUUGUGGGCAAGACCAAGGUAGAAGGGGAGGAAGCACUCAGGAAAUCAGUUGUUGCAUUGAAUGGGCUGGCAGGAAUUGCUAUAAUCAAGCAAGAUUUUUCACAAGCAGUAUUGCUGUACAGAGAAGCUCUAGCUUUAGCUGAGGAGCACCGUGAUGAUUUCCGCUUGGACGCCUUGUUAAACAUUCAUAUUCAUCACAAUCUUGCUGAGAUACUCCCACUGACCCCCGAAUACUUUCAGCAUUUGCAUUCAGAUGACCGGUGCCCUGAAAUCGUAAAAGCUAAGUCCUCCAGGAUUGAUGGUGUUGAAAAAUAUGAUGGGAAAAGAGAGAAAAUAAGAGGGAAAGACUCCUCAGAUAUGAAUGUUGACACUGAUAGUUUACCCGAAUUUGCUUCUGCCCCUAAAGCUAAUAGAUCAAAGCGUGACAAAGAAUGUGAUGAUAACACCCACAUACAUUCCAGAUUGUCUUGUGAUCAAUGUUUGAGAAUGGCGUGCGAGAAUCUGAAACAAAAGUUCUUAUCUGUGUUCAACACGAAGCUAUCCCUGGCUCAGCAAGAGUUCAGAAAGCCACAUGCUCAGGUUUGUAAUGCAUUCAGCGAUAGAAAAAAUCAGCACGCAGUUUGGUGGUUGGAAGCCCUUCAUCUCAUUGAACAGAACACUGACUCCUCAAGUGAAUUGGUCACAAAGAUUGGAGAAGCUGUCUCCGGUACUUUAAAUGCUUCAAGGACAUCAAAAAUUGCACCAUGGUUUCAAAGCAUAACAGCUCUGAAAUAUUACAUCCAGACUGGUUUGGAUUCACUGGAAGAUUCUAGGAAAACUUUACUUGAGAGACUUCUGGAAAUUGAUGAGACAAUGGGAAAUCCAAGAGAGGAGGAUAUUGAGCGUGUGAGAUACUGUCCAAACUGCCAAGCUGAUGGUGAUGGUCUUGUGUGUGUUCACUGUGAACUAGAUGAAUUAUUUCAGGUCUAUGAGGCCAGGCUCUUUCGUCUUAGCAAAGGACACAAUGGAGGGACCAAUUUUACAUCUGUUGAGGAGGCUGUAGACCUGCAAAAGAAGAAGUCUGCUCUGAACCGUUUCUAUUGGACUUUGUCACGUGCUGAUAAAAAUUCAAGUUCAUCGAGUGUCAACUAUGAAGAUAAUGGUGGGAAGAGGGAUGUUGGGGAAAAAGUAGUGGUAUCAAGAUCUCCCUCUGAAUUGGAAGUUGCCCUUGGGAUUAUAAAAGGUUUCUCCAGGACUUUAUUAGGUCGAGAUGGAAUGGUAGCAGCCUCCAAACAGCUACUUCUUCUUGAGAAUUUUUACUUGGGAAAGGGAAUGCGGAAAGAAUAUGCACAGUCAAGGUCUUUGGCAAUUACUCAAGCUCAAGUUCUGCGUGCUCAUGAUGAAAUAAAGAUGGCAACCUCACGAUUGCGUUUACAAGAGGAUGAGGAUGAUAAAUCUAUUGAUGUGUUAAGCCCAGGAGAACUGGAUGCAGCUAGUGUUGAAAAUUCUAGUGAUAAGUUCUUAGCCUUGACUUCAUUAUCCCGCAUAAAAGGACAACUGCGUUAUCUCAAGGGUUUGGUACAAUCUAAACAAAAAUUGCAACUAGAGAAUCCAAAUGAUUCAUCGUUAACUGAAGUUGCAGCUGCCUCUUCCACUUCUUCUUCAGAAAUGGAAAACAGUUGUGUUGUGAAAGCUGAUGAAGAAGCAUGCCCAGUUUGUCAAGAAAAGCUCAACAAGCAAAAGAUGGUUUUUCAAUGUGGGCAUGUUACUUGCUGUAAAUGUUUCUUUGCAAUGACAGAGGGAUCACCUGUUCAUCAUGGAAAGACUCAUGCUAAAUGGGUGAUGUGCCCAACAUGCCGACAACAUACUGACUAUGGAAAUAUCGCUUUUGCUGAUGAUGGACAGAAUAGAUCAGAUAGUUCUUUCCAGGGUCGUGAGAACUCUGAACUGGGUCAUGAGAACUCUGAAGCUUCUAUUACUGUUCAUGGUUCGUAUGGAACAAAGAUUGAAGCCAUUACAAGGAGAAUCCGCUGGAUCAGUUCUACCAAUCCAGAAGCAAAACUUCUUGUGUUCUCCAGUUGGAAUGAUGUCCUCGAUGUGUUGGAACAUGCCUUCACUGCAAACGAUAUAAGUUAUAUCAGGAUGAAAGGAGGCAGGAAAGCACAAUAUGCCAUCAGCCUCUUCAAAGGACAGAUAAGCGGCGGAAAACAAAGAGCGGAGACUAAUAAGAUGCAAAAAGAAACCAAAUCUAUUCAAGUAUUACUGCUUUUAGUUCAACAUGGAGCCAAUGGUCUCAAUCUUUUAGAGGCUCAGCAUGUUAUUCUUGUAGAGCCAUUACUCAACCCAGCAGCAGAAGCACAAGCCAUUGGCCGGGUCCACCGAAUUGGACAGGAGAAGAGGACACUUGUUCAUCGCUUCAUAGUGAAAAAUACAGUUGAAGAAAGCAUAUAUAAACUGAACAGAAGCAGGAGUACAAGUUCAUUCAUCAGCGGAAACAAGAAGAAUCAGGAUCAACCUGUUUUGACGCUUAAAGACGUAGAGUCGCUGCUAUUCACAACCAAACCACCUAUCGUGUCAGAAAGUGAUGAGAGGCCAAGUGAAAGCCUAAUGCAUUUGCCACCUUCUGUGGCCGCCGUUAUGGCUGCUGAGAGAAGGCUAAAGGAGCACGCAGAAAAGUCAAGUUGAUCCUUGUGCUACGAUUUCUGCUGCCAUUUUUGUAAAGAUUUCAGAGCAUGUAGGGUUUCCAUUUCGAAUAGGAGGUUGGUCGUUGGCAUGAUUGAGGCAGUCAUCGAAAUGAUUGUUAGAAAUUGGAGCACAUUGAACUGCAACGUUCGGCUACACUAAUGGGCAAUGUGGAACAAAAUGUAGUUUGACUUGUACAUAAGUUCAGUUCAUUGGUUAUUCUUCAAACUCUGUGUCUCAAAUGCUAUUUUUUUAUUACUCAUUUUUUGGGAUCAAUAAACCGAUUCAUUCUAAGUCA